Messenger RNA from Pogona vitticeps (central bearded dragon), 1127 nucleotides. RefSeq names its product adenine phosphoribosyltransferase. The record is from RefSeq and is a predicted model, not a curated record. Gene Ontology annotation, molecular function: adenine phosphoribosyltransferase activity. Lineage: Eukaryota; Metazoa; Chordata; Lepidosauria; Squamata; Agamidae.
GCCGAGCCUCUUUACCCCUCCCUCCCUCUCCCCUCCUUGGCUUGCACAGCGUAGACCCUACCAAAGUCCAGCCGCCUGUGGCUUUCAGAGGAGGCCUUCGGAAGGGGCAGCAGGCGCUCUGCCCCUGGUGCAAGGAGCCCGGUUCGGCCGGGUAGCUGUCUCGUGCUCCAGGGGAAAGGAACAGGAACUAGGAGCUGUGAUUCCCUUCGGCAAAGGAACUUUCCAAGCUGUUUAUUCCCUCAGCAGUCUAUCCUUCGUGUCUGCUGCCCCUAUGCCAAUGGACCUCAAGCAUGUCCCCAGCACCCGGGAGCGAGGCUGGUAUUUGGCGCUGAUGGCCCCCAAUAUCAAGGGCCCCACUUACGCCUGGUUGGACCCCUCUCGCCUUUACUGCCACCAGCAGGGCUUCCAGGACUGCGUGGAAGACCUGAUCCAACCGUUUCGAGGGGACCCCAUUGACCAGGUUGCCGGGAUUGAUGCCAUGGGCUUCAUUCUUGGCUCAGCCAUCGCCAACACCCUCCAGAAGAGCUUCGUGGCCAUCCGUAAAGCAGGCCACCUCUGCGUGGAGACCCUCACCCAGCCUUACAGGGACUACUCGGGCCGGGACAAGGUGAUGGAGAUGCGGACAGACGCCAUCACCCCAGGCCUCCGAGUCUUACUGGUGGACCAGUGGGUCGAGACAGGGGGAACCAUGCAAGCCGCCGCCCAACUGGUCGAGCGUCAAGGUGGGGUCGUGGCAGGCAUUGCCGCCAUCUGCAUUGAAGACAGCGAAGGCGGGCGGUGGCUGAAGGACCGCUAUAAAUGGAGCCACUGCGUUCCCCCUCAUCUGAUGGCCCAGUUCAACGCUCACCGCCUGGACUCCUUCAAGGCCUUCGAGCCCGGGCAGGGCCUGCCGUAGCCAGGAGACGGCAAGCAGGGAGCCCACGCUCUUGCGCCAUGUGCACAGACCCUCCGUGGCCUUGGCGGCCCGCUGGCUGGACUUGACCCUUCUCUGGAACCGCGGCGGCCAGGCAGCGUAUUUAAUAUCCUGACCUGUUGAGCAUCAGCCUGCCUCAAAGCUCUGCCGCCACCAGAAAGCAACUUAGGAUCCUUAACCCGGCAAUAAAUAAAUCUACUGGCCCACAGACGAU